AUGGUGAUGAAUGUUGAUCAGUUUUGGCGACUGGAACACCCAACUGAACCCCCAGAUGAAGAUCAACCUAUCAAGUGUCCUAUCCCUCCUGGAACUAGUCCUUCUAAAGACAAUGCAGCGAAAACCCAAGAAUCAUCCUGCGAGAAUUUUAGGAGGAAAGCAAAACUCUUGGAAGUAAUUGAUCGAACAGAGAUGGUGGUGAUGGGAAGAGAACGUCCUCGCCGCGCAGUUCGCCGGAGGUAUCCCCGGGAAAACACACCGCCUGCCGGCAACCCUCUUCAACAGGCUAACCACUGUAGAGGCACACAACUAUUCCAAAACUUGGACCAUUCCAUAUAA
This is a messenger RNA of Oldenlandia corymbosa var. corymbosa, 339 nucleotides long. The record is from the annotation of a GenBank genome assembly. NCBI's taxonomy places the organism in Eukaryota, Viridiplantae, Streptophyta, Magnoliopsida, Gentianales, Rubiaceae.